UUAUUAUUUGUCGUGUGAAUUGACUAUGAUCCUCUUCCUUACUAGCUAAGCAAAUUGAAUAAUUGCAUUCUAUUAAUUCAAAAUCGCUUCAUUUUUUUAACUAAUUACAAUUCCACACAAAUGGACGAGCCUCUGCUUUCAGAGAGAAGAAGCGAAUUAGGAGAUAAUCAAAGCGAAAAAUGGAGUUCGUAUCAGUACGUCGGUCGAACCGGGUCGGUAAUUCCCACCGCUUCGUUGGCGGGAACUGAAGUUAGCGUCGAGGAAAUUCGUUCGGCGGCUGGCUCUGGUCAUUAUCCGCCGUCUCUUCAUGCCGCUUUGAUCACUUCUCCCGAGCCUCAUCCCAAUGAGCAAGGGUCAGUUUAUGAAGGUGGAUAUGGAGCAGAAUGUGGUGGAACAGCAAGCACUAACUUUCAAGGGCAAAUAUUGGAUGAGAUUGAGAUACGCGAGUUGCUUAUUGAUCAUGUUGGUCAUCGUUGCUGUUGGGGAAGUCGCCCAGCUCGAACUUGGAAGAUUCAUGCAGUGGAAGACUGCAAUGUGUAUGUGGGAACUCUAGAAACUUUUAUAGAGGAGAGAGAAACUAUAUACGAGACAAAGCCAUAUUUAGGUGGCAAUAUUGAUGGAAAGGAAAAAGGUCCAGAACUUGGUGUCUGGGAACUGGAUCUAAGAUCUCAAUUCCCUGUGCUCUUUACACUUCAUAAAGAAACACAAACUAAAAUUCCUCGUUCGGAAGUUAUCGAGAAAUGCCCAGAUUGUAUAGGACGAGGAAAUAUUGUCUGUCCUACAUGCAAUACUGACCAAGAGCCUGGAUUUUAUCGGGAGAAUCAAAUGUCUGAAUGCUCUGCCUGCUAUGGAAGGGGUUUGAUUGCUCAUAAGGAUGGAUCCGACACAAUAUGCACAAAAUGUUCUGGCAAGGGGAAAAUUCCUUGUGCAACUUGUGGAUCUCGAGGACUAAUAAAGUGCGAGAAAUGUUGUGGAAGUGGCUCUUUGUUGACAUACAGUACUGCUGUUAUUAGAUGGAAGACACUGUCUACUAGGAAAGUAAGUGCAACAAGAGGAGCAGCAUCAGUUCCGGCAGAGGUUUUUCACAAAGCCAAAGGGGUCGAAUUGUGCAAUACCCAGGCCCAUCGGUGCACACCAGCUUUUUUCGCGGACUCGUUCUUUCUUAAUAAGUUUUCUUCUGAAGUAAUUGCAGAGAGGCCUCCUGUGCCAAUGACUGCCCGGGUGAUAUGUGAGAGGCACACCAUCUCUGUGGUUCCGAUGACGCGCGUAACCAUGACUCAUCGUGGUCGUUCGUUUAGUUUUUACAUAAUUGGUUUUAGCAGGGAAGUUUACUUGAAGGACUACUAUCCUUCAAGGUUUUGCUGGGGACUAUGUCCUUGUUUGGAAUGGUUAAAGUUGUAAAAGGAGCUGUGUUAAUUUGUAUGUUUCUCAUGUUUGCGA
Messenger RNA from Mercurialis annua (annual mercury), 1440 nucleotides. RefSeq lists its product as uncharacterized. The record is from RefSeq and is a predicted model, not a curated record. The transcript has 7 exons. The coding region runs from base 121 to 1401 and encodes 426 amino acids. Lineage: Eukaryota; Viridiplantae; Streptophyta; Magnoliopsida; Malpighiales; Euphorbiaceae.